Molecule: messenger RNA, 3269 nt
Organism: Saimiri boliviensis boliviensis (Bolivian squirrel monkey)
Lineage: Eukaryota; Metazoa; Chordata; Mammalia; Primates; Cebidae
Gene: ADGRG5
Product: adhesion G protein-coupled receptor G5
Biological process (GO): cell surface receptor signaling pathway; adenylate cyclase-activating G protein-coupled receptor signaling pathway
Cellular component (GO): plasma membrane
Molecular function (GO): G protein-coupled receptor activity
Source: RefSeq, a predicted model, not a curated record
ACCAUCAGCUGGAACCAUCCUGGAAGUCAGGGCCAGAGCUAGUUCCUGGAGGAGACUCGGCACAGGGCAUGGGUUGCUGUGGGGCCAUUUUCCUGUGCCUGUGCCUUCUGAUGUUGCAGAAUGCAGCAGCAGAGCCACGGAAGGAACUGCGAAUCAUGGAGAAUAUGGAGGCGCCCAAGGCCCGGAGCUCGUUUUCUUUUCCUGGUCAACUCCACCAGCUGGAGCAGAUGCUGCUGAACACCAGCUUCCCAGGCUACAACCUGACCUUGCAGACGGCCACCAUCCAGUCUCUGGCCUUCAAGCUGAGCUGUGACUUCUCUGGCCUCUCACUGACCAGUGCUGCUAUGAAGCGGGUGCCCCAGGCCCGCAGUCAGCAUGCCAUGCAGUUCCCCUCCGAGCUGACCCUGGACGCCUGCAAGACCCGCCCCAGGGAGCUGCGGCUCAUCUGUAUCUACUUCUCCAACGCCCACUUUUUCAAGGAUGAAAACAACUCAUCUCUGCUCAAUAACUACGUCCUAGGGGCCCAGCUGAGUCACGGGCACGUGAACAACCUCAGGGAUCCGGUGAACAUCAGCUUCUGGCACAACCAAAGCCUGGAAGGCUACACCACGACCUGUGUCUUCUGGAAGGAGGGAGCCAGUAAGCAGCACUGGGGGGCCUGGAGCCCUGAGGGCUGUCAUACAGAGCAGCCCUCCCCCUUUCAGGUGCUCUGCCGCUGCAACCACCUCACCUACUUUGCCGUUCUCAUGCAACUCUCCCCAGCCCUUGUCCCUGCAGAGUUGCUGGCUCCUCUCACGUAUAUCUCCCUCGUGGGCUGCAGCAUCUCCAUCGUGGCCUCGCUGCUCACGGUCCUGCUGCACUUCCACGCCAGGAAGCAGAGUGACUCCCUAACACGCAUCCACGUGAACCUGCACGCCUCUGUGCUGCUCCUGAACAUCACCUUCCUGCUGAGCCCCACAUUCGCCACAUCUCCUGUACCCGGGGCAGCGUGCACGGCGCUGGCCGCUGCCCUGCACUACGCGCUGCUCAGCUGCCUCACCUGGAUGGCCAUCGAGGGCUUCAACCUCUACCUCUUCCUGGGGCGUGUCUACAACACCUACAUCCGCAGAUACAUGCUCAAGCUUUGUGUGCUGGGCUGGGGGGCCCCAGCCCUCCUGGUACUGCUUCCCCUCGCUGUCAAGAGCUCAGUGUACGGACCUUGCACGAUCGCCGUCUUCGACAGCUGGGAGAAUGGCACGGGCUUCCAGAACACAUCCAUAUGCUGGGUGCGGAGCCCCGUGGUGCACAGUGUCCUGGUCAUGGGCUAUGGUGGCCUCACAUCCCUCUUCAACCUGGUGGUGCUGGCCUGGGCGCUGUGGACCCUGCGCAGGCUGCGGGCACGGGCGGACGCGCCGAGUGCCCGGGCCUGCCGCGACACCGUCACCGUGCUGGGCCUCACUGUGCUGCUGGGCACCACCUGGGCCUUGGCCUUCUUUUCUUUUGGCAUCUUCCUGCUGCCCCAGCUGUUCCUCUUCACCAUCUUAAACUCGCUCUACGGUUUCUUCCUCUUCCUGUGGUUCUGCUCCCAGCGGUGCCGCUCAGAAGCAGAGGCCAAGGCGAAGAUAGAGGCCUUCAGCUCCUCGCAGACAACGCCGUAGUCUGGGCCUCCUGGCCUGGAACCCUCAGCCUCUCUGGCUGCCAGUAGCCUGAGGACACGGCUCUCACUAGAGAGGGUCACAGGUCUGCUGCAGGACUCCAGAGGCCACUGUGACCCCCAGGGGGCCCUUUCCACUUCCAUGGCCUUCCCAGGCACCAAGGGCAGUGUGUUACCCUCCCUCUCCCUGACAUUUUGCUCUGGGCCAGGUCCAACCCCACCUGGGGCAGCAAACGUUGUCCUGGUACCUGGGCCCAGCUGGCCAGGGAUGUGGGCAGAGCACCAGCUUGGGUGUCAGAACGCCAAGUUUCAAGGCCUGGCUUUGAUUCUGUCUAUAUGGCCUUGGGCCUGCCACUUCUCACCAACCCCAGGUAUCCACAGCUGUGACAUGGGGACAGGCGGCUUUGUUCUAGCCCAGCCUAGGAGCUUGGAGAAGCAUCAGACCCGGGGGAAGAGUGUCAGCAUGGAGUGGGAAUUCCUGUGGCCACCACCUGCUUGCUAGGGGCAGGAUCUCGGCCAACCCACCCUGGAAGCACCUGCUCGGCCCCACCACUUCCUCCUGGGGAGGGCCAGAUGGCAUCCUGGCUUGGGGUGGGUGUAAUCCACCCACCCAGCGUCUGAGACUUCACUGGCCUAUGCCUGAGGCCUCUUUUCCUUUAACUCCCUAAAUUAUGAUGACUCCAAUUCCAAGCCCACCCUUCCCAAAGUCUGGGAGCUUCAGCCUUUCCCAGAGGCUCCUCCUGCAAUGCUCCCAAGACCUCCCUCCAUAGACCUUUCGGACCAGCAGCCCACCCACGGGGGUUCCUUAAGGGCAGAGGAAAACACUUCUUUCUCCUCCAGCAGCUGAACCAGCUGGACCCCAGUGACCUGGCUACUUGGUGAUUGGGCAGGAUUGAAUUUGCCCUGGCAGGCGUGGGAGUGUGGGUUUUAAAUCUGAAGCUCAGGCCAAAGAGAAUCACCCUUGCCCCAGACCUGUCAGACCCCGUGGGAGACAAAGCGCAUGAAGCCAGUGCGUUUCCCAGGACGAACACUAGGGGGCGCCAUUGGCACACUCGGCGGCCCUUGGCGCCAAGACUGCAUCUGGAAUCGCUCAAUCGCUUGUUUGCAGACACCACGCACCAGGUGGAGGGGCCGUAACUGCAGGACUGCGCCUGCUGAGUGACGCGCAGGAGGAAAGGAGAGACACGUUUACAUGGCCAUUUGUCUUUUCCCAGUGCAGCGGUGCGCUGUCACUCUUGGGGGCUGCACCUUGGACAUAGCUGGCACAAGAGCAGGGCUGGGGUAGACACUCAGGGCCCUGUGCCAGGCCAUCAGGCAGUUUUAAUGACCUCGAAGGUCACAGGCAGAAAAUGGGAGCAGGAUCUCCCCUGGGGAAAAGUUCUCCUGGGGCAUCGUCUGCUCUUCUGUACGUUUCUAGAUGCAAAUAGCUCCUUCACGGCAGUGGGUGGCACAGGCUCUGGAGCCAGACUGCCUGGGUGCCAGUGCCAGCUCUGCCACUUGCUAGCUGUGAGACUGUGGGCAAGCCACUCAGCCUCUCUGUGCCUCAGUUUUCCUGUUUGUAAAAUAGAGGCCAUAGCAGUACCUAUUUUGACGACUAAGUGAAAGAAUUCAGAUAAAGAGACUUGGCGCGAAGUAA